AAGCAGGGAAAUCCGGAUGUCUCGGUUAUGAAGCAGAGCAGUGGGGGCCCCACAUAUUUCCAGAAGUCUCCAUCCACUGGUGAUUAUUGUCUGCCUUUGAUACUACCAGUGCUCAUCUGACCUACUUCUCUGGCUCUGAAGGUGCUGGCACAAUGGCCAAGUUCUUCAGUCUGGGGUUGCUUCUUGCCUCCAUCUGGACCACAAGGCUCCUGGUCCAAGGCUCUCUCCGCUCAGAAGAACUUUCCGUCUCAGGACCAUGCAGAAUCAUGGGGGUCACCCUAGUGACCAAAAAGACACAGCCGCUUCUGAAUUUCACAGAAGCCCAGGAGGCCUGUAGGCUUGUGGGACUCACUUUGGCCAACCAAGACCAGGUUGAAGAAGCGCGGAAAUUUGGCUUUGAGACUUGCAGCUAUGGAUGGGUUAAAAAUCAGUUCGUGGUCAUCCCUCGAAUUAUCUCCAACCCCAAGUGUGGGAAGAGUGGGGUAGGCGUCGUGAUUUGGAGAAGUUCACUCGGCAGUAGGCACAGGGCCUAUUGUCACAACUCAUCUGAUACUUGGAUUAACUCAUGCUUUCCAGAAAUUAUCACCACCGAUGACCCCUUAUUCAACACUGAAACUGAAACAUACACAACAAAAAUGACGGUCAGUGACAGUACACACUCAGCAUUGUCUACAGAUGGUCCUGACUAUGUUACAACGACUGUGGCUCCCCCUCUGGCUUCCACUUCUACUCCCCGGAAAAGAAAAUUAAUUUGCAUAACAGAAGCUUUUAUGGAAACUAGCACCACAGCUACAGAAAGAGAAUCAGAUAUUCAAAAUAGACCAGCCUUCAAAAAUGAAGCUGUUGGGUUUGGAGGUGUUCCCACAGCCCUGCUGGUGCUCGCGCUCCUCUUCUUUGCUGCCGCAGCUGGCCUUGCAGUCUGCUACGUCAAAAGGUAUGUGAAGGCAUUCCCCUUUACAAAUAAGAACCAACAGAAGGAAAUGAUAGAAACUAAAGUAGUAAAAGAGGAGAAGGCCGAUGAUAGCAACCCUAAUGAGGAAUCAAAGAAAAUGAAUAAAAAACCAGAGGAGCCCAAGAGUCCACCCAAAACCACAGUGCGAUGCCUGGAAGCUGAAGUUUAGAUGAGCAAGAAAUGAAAGGACACACCUCAGGCUUAUUUCCGUCCUGAUACACAUCCUGGUCCCAGAUGGGGAGCCUAAAAGGACCAGAGAACCAAGCAAGCAAGUUUACCCUUGGUUCCUGACUAGAGUCAACUCAGGACUACCUUUCAACUCUGGCGUACACCAAAGGAAAUUCCCUUUUUCUUACUGCAGUCCUUUCUGGAUCCUACCCUUCUACCUCCAAAGCUUCCUACAACCUUUCUAGCCUGGUUAUGUCCUAAUAAUAUCCCAGUGGGAGAAAGGAGCUUGUGCAAAACACCAGGACCUAAACAGCUAAGCAGAACAUUUUUGUCAAGUGGCUUUUAUGCUGCCUGAGAAUAGGUGAGUUGAGAGUCAAGAAACCACUGACAUCAAGGCUUUGUCUAUUGAUUUGACUCUACAGCCCAGAUUGUUUCUUCAGCUCUGGAAAGGAAACACUUUUACCACUUGGCAUGUUCUUCUGAGCCAGGCAAGAGUGAGAGAAGGAAGAAAAAGUUUAGCAACUAAAAGGCAUAGAUUCCCAUGAUGUGAGACCUAAUCUCUGUAAAGCGAAAAUAAAUAGAGAAAAAGAACGAUGCUGGGGAUGUUGGGAGCAUUUGUCAGUAGGGACUAUAAAUACAGACAGAGCAAAUGUUUAUCUCUGAAUAAUUUGAAGUGAAAUCACUUAUCAGAAGCUACACACACUUGCUUUUCUCUCUUGAGCUGCUGCUAGUUUCUCUAGAAGAAUAUACUGUUUUAAGAACCUGCCCCCCCCAAAAAAACUCUUACAAAUUUCUAUUUUAAUCCAAAUUACAGAAAUUAUUAGUGAAUAAAAUUACUGUGUUAAAAAGCAGUAAAGUUUAAUAAACAUUUGCUGAAUGCCUACUCUAUGUCAGGUGCUGUGCAAGUUCUUACAUUCCAUAAUUGAAUAUUAUUCACCAAAAUUUUUGUAUAGUAGAAUAUAUGAAGAUAAUUUUUUCACUGUUAAUAUCCCAGCUUGUCUACUUCCAAAACCCAAUUAUUUUUUUCGGAUACUAACCUACUCAUUAUCUUCUCAUUAAUAUGGCAACCAUUAAGCCUUAAUUUAUUAUUAACAUGCCUGAAAAAUACAUCAUUACCUCUAUAUGCUUUUUAGAUGUCACUACCAAAUGUAUCGCUAGCUCUCCUUCUUCUAGCAAAAGAAGCCUGGGAGGUGCAGAAAUAAUUGUGCUGAAAAAAAUAAAAGCAUUUAUAAAGUU
Budorcas taxicolor (takin) is the source of this 2356-nucleotide messenger RNA. It is a transcript of the gene LYVE1, whose product is annotated as lymphatic vessel endothelial hyaluronan receptor 1. The coding region runs from base 153 to 1121 and encodes 322 amino acids. Gene Ontology annotation, biological process: cell adhesion. The record is from RefSeq and is a predicted model, not a curated record. NCBI's taxonomy places the organism in Eukaryota, Metazoa, Chordata, Mammalia, Artiodactyla, Bovidae. Gene Ontology annotation, molecular function: hyaluronic acid binding; transmembrane signaling receptor activity. Gene Ontology annotation, cellular component: plasma membrane. The transcript is spliced from 6 exons.